Trachemys scripta elegans is the source of this 6061-nucleotide messenger RNA. It is a transcript of the gene SLC39A10, whose product is annotated as solute carrier family 39 member 10. Gene Ontology annotation, cellular component: membrane. Lineage: Eukaryota; Metazoa; Chordata; Testudines; Emydidae. The coding region runs from base 15 to 2993 and encodes 992 amino acids. Gene Ontology annotation, biological process: positive regulation of B cell receptor signaling pathway; zinc ion import across plasma membrane; intracellular zinc ion homeostasis. The record is from RefSeq and is a predicted model, not a curated record. The transcript is spliced from 10 exons. Gene Ontology annotation, molecular function: zinc ion transmembrane transporter activity.
UGAUGGCUUAGCCUAUGCGCAUGGUUCGUAGUAGUGUGCGUGCAGAGCGCGGCUGGCACGGCGUAAGUGUGUUUGGUGAAUGGCGUAGCGCGGCGGCCGCUGCGGAGGAGGAGGCGCCCCGGCGGUUUGGUACCGAGCGGAGAGGGAGAUGCACACGGCACUCGAGUGAGGAAUCAGAGAUGAAGGUACACAUGCACACAAAAUUUUGCCUCAUUUGUUUGCUGACAUUUAUCUUUCAUCAAUGCAACCAUUGCCAUGAAGAUGGCCAUGACCCUAAAGAGAGCCAUGUACACAACCAUAAUGACAGUCAGAUCUCGGAGGCACCAUAUCUCCAGAAUGGAGGAGCAGAAUCCUCACCAAGUAAACUUUCAGUGCUGGAAGCUGAAAAUGAACAAAAAUACUACAUUGAAAAACUUUUUGACCAUUAUGGUCAAAAUGGAAGAUUGUCAUUUUUUGGUCUUGAAAAACUGUUAACAAGCCUGGGUCUUGGAGAGUUAAAAGUAGUGGAGAUUAAUCAUGAGGAUAUUGGCCAUGAUCAUGUUUCCCACUUGGAUGCUUUAGACGUACAAGAAGGAAAGCAUUCUCAUUCUCAUAACCAUCCUCAUUCUCGUAGCCACUCAGGUCCAGAAAACCAAACUGUGAAUGGUGUAUCUACAAAGAGAAACCAUAAAUGUGAUCCUGAAAAAGACACAAUAGAGUCAUCGGUGAAACCUGCCAUUAAGCGUGUUCGUGACAACAAUCGUCGCCGCCACCACCAUCAGCAUCAUCAUCAUCACCACCUUGACCAUAAUGGUACUCAUCAUACUCAUAAUGAUUCAGUCAGUCAGAGUGAACAUGGAGACCCGAGCCAUGAACCUUCAACAGAGACAAACACUACCCAAGAACAACCUGAGAGAAAACUACAGACACACAUGAACAGGCAAAAGGGAAAGAAAUUCAGUGAGACAUUAGUAGAUACUGCACAAGAUGCUCAAGACCAUGAUCCAGGUGGUCAAUAUGAGCACAAUCAUGUUGAUAAACAUGAUCAUGUACACGAUGCAUCUCACUCACAUGUACGCAUUCACAAACGCCAUAAUGACCAGGCCACCGAUCAUAGACACCAAGAUCCUACUCCUGGUAACGAGGAUCGCCAUACCAGCAAGCGUGAAGCUCCUCAUAAACAGAUUAGUGUAAGAAACGAGGCCACCGGUCAUAGACACCAAGAUCCUACUCCUGGUAACGAGGAUCACCAUACCAGCAAGCGUGAAGCUCCUCAUAAACAGAUUAGUGUAAGAAACCAGGCCACCAGUCAUAGACACCAAGAUCCUACUCCUGGUAAUGAGGAUCGCCAUGCCAGCAAGCGUGAAGCUCCUCAGAAACAGAUUAGUGUAAGAAACAUCUUUUCAACACAUAGUCACAAGGAUCACAGUGAGGAUGAACAUCAACAUGAAGAGUGUUUAAAUGUCACUCAACUACUGCAGUACUAUGGUCUUGGAACCAACUCUCCAAUAUCUCCUGACUUGUUUACGUACCUGUGCCCUGCAUUACUGUAUCAGAUUGACAGAAGACUUUGUAUUGAGCAUUAUGAUAAUUUGCUGGUUGAAGACUUGAAGAAAGAUAAAAGUGAAGCAGCUACGAAUAAAGAUAAAAUAGGUGCAUCAGCCUGGCUUUGUGGUAUCAUUUCUAUCACUGUCAUUAGCCUGCUCUCCUUGUUAGGCGUGAUCUUGAUACCUAUCAUUAACCAAGGGUGCUUCAAAUUCCUUCUAACCUUCCUGGUUGCUCUGGCCGUUGGAACACUGAGUGGAGAUGCACUACUCCAUCUGUUGCCACAUUCGCAAGGAGGCCAUAACCACAGUCACCACGAGGACCACGGUCAUAUUCACGAACACAGGCAUUCUCAUGGACAUUCCCAUGGGCAUGGAACAGGAAAUGAAAGCUUUCUGGAAAAAUACGAUGCAGUAUUGAAAGGGCUCGUAGCUGUUGCCGGCAUUUAUCUUUUGUUCAUCAUUGAGCACUGUAUAAGAAUGUUUAAGCACUACAACAAACAAAAGUUUUGUUACAAACUAGGCACUGACAGUUAUCUGUUUCAGUCUAACCAGAAGUGGUGCAAGAAAAAACAGAAGACUGAAGAAUCACCAAUUGGAAGGAAGCUUUCAGAACACAAACUGAAUAAUAGGCCAAAUGCUGACUGGCUUCAGCUCAAACCUCUGGCAGGUGCCGAUGACUCAGUUGUAUCUGAAGAUCGAUUUAAUGAAACUGAACUAACUGAUCUAGAUGGCCAGUUGGAAUCCCCUCCUAAAAACUUUCUGUCUGUAGAAGAUGGAAACCACAUGCACCAUACUUACAAUGACGUUUCUCACUCUGUUCACGACCAUGAUCUUCAUGAUACAGAGUAUGAUGACAACCAUGGAGGGGAUAAAAUAGCUAGGAAACACAACCAUCACUGGCAUCACAAACAUUCCCAUCAUUCCCAUGGUCACUGCCAUUCUGGAAAGGACCUGAAAGAUACUGGAAUUGCUAAUAUAGCUUGGAUGGUAAUUAUGGGAGAUGGCAUCCACAAUUUUAGCGAUGGUUUAGCGAUAGGAGCAGCUUUUAGUGCCGGAUUGACAGGAGGAAUUAGUACAUCUGUAGCAGUGUUUUGUCAUGAGCUUCCCCAUGAAUUAGGUGAUUUUGCCGUGCUGCUUAAAGCAGGUAUGACAGUAAAGCAAGCCAUUGUGUACAACCUCCUGUCUGCUAUGAUGGCUUACGUAGGGAUGCUGAUAGGCACAGCUGUUGGACAAUAUGCCAAUAACAUCACUUUAUGGAUCUUUGCAGUCACCGCAGGCAUGUUCCUUUAUGUCGCAUUGGUAGAUAUGCUUCCAGAAAUGCUUCAUGGAGAUGGUGAUAAUGAAGAACAUGGAUAUUGUCCAGUGGGGCAAUUCAUUCUCCAGAAUUUAGGCUUGCUCCUUGGAUUUGCUAUCAUGCUGGUGAUUGCACUGUAUGAAGAUAAAAUUGUGUUUGACAUCCAGUUUUGACCAUUUCCAGAAAUUGCUGUGGUUACGACGUUACUGUAUGGCUUUGAGUCUGCACUGUUGUACUGUAUGCACAUUGCUCAGAGAAAAGGCAGUGGCUUGCACUACUACACAAGUACAGUCUAUUUGUUUCCACAUAGAUUAACUUUUGCUGCUUGCUAACUAAAAUAAGACAUGGUGCUCAUACUGCACCUUCCAAAUUCAAGUGACAGAACUUAAGUAGGAAAUGUUGCAUAUGAAAAGACAACGUUGUGUGUGCUGCACAUGAAGCAUUGUGCAACUGUUUACAAAUCAGCAGGCAGCGAAAGACCUAGUCUGUUCAGGAAAUGUCUUUUCACAUUACAGUUAAACACAAUCCACAAAACAUUAAAGGUGAAAUCCAUUCCUCUGCAAUGGGCCUGCACAAAGUCUAUGUGCUGUGUAAUUCCCACAUAAGGCUUACAUGCCACGUAUACCUCAUGCUAGCCCUCUGCACAAUGGUGGAUGUUACCCUAAGACAAUUAAAUGCUACACUUAGCACCUGACUGGAAAAACUGUGCUUUUUUUGAACUUAAAAAAAAAUCUGUUUAAAACACCUUGGUACACAUUAAACUGCAUUUCAUCAUUCUAAAGUUCGUGUUUAAGGAGGCAGACUGUUGCAAUAUGCACAGGUCUGUGUAAUCGGCUGCGAAGAGCUAUAUUCCAUUGAGAAUCAGUUUUCCUGAUUAAGAUUUAUUUGAUGUUAGCUCCUUGCUAUUGGUAGGAAAAUGAAGUAGCGUUAGUAUUAACUUGGGGAAGUCCCUGAUGUCAGAAGGUUAAUGGGCUAUUCCUGAGUCUUUGCUUGAGAAACUAAACAUUGGGUGCCACUUACAACCUAAACUACUGAUGAAUUGUGGCUGUGAGUUUGUGCAAAUGCACCUCUAACAAAGGAUCCAUAAUGGAAUUUCUCAGUUUUAACAGUUCAAUUUAUUUUGGGAUUCAAAUUUUUUCUCCUUUUUACAGUAAUAUCUUCUGAAAUCCAAUGUACUGAACCCAGAUACAAAGAUUAUAAAAAUAAUGCCCUGUAUAUGUAGUACUGGUGGGUCAUUUAUAAUGCUGUAAUAUCAGGUCUGAAUGUAUUACUUCCAUGCCUUGGCAUCAGAGUUUAUAGCACCAGCCAUUGCAGGCAAUAGACUGUGUGCUAGAAGAGUCCCACUUCCAGCAUAAAGGAGUUAAUAAUUUUUAAUUGUUAUAUCUUAGGUAUCUAGGGUAUAUAAAUGCAGCUGUCAUUAAAUUACCGGUACGUGUGAGUUGGGAGGAUAGGGUGAACCAUCAAAAUCCUUAACCUGCUGGAAUCAGUUUAUCUUUGCUUACUGCCGAGAUGCUUGUAUUGCCAGAUGUGAAUUAGUUUCUUUUCUCCCCCCCUGUCCUAUUAAAAUUGUGAAUUUGUGCGAUGUACAAGCCCUGUGAAUUCUGCAGUCUGAUUUGAUAAUCUAGGACCAAUCCUAAGCAUGGUGGUGGUCUUUUUUUAACUUGCUGUUCUAGUUUUCGUUUUUAUGUAUGCCAGGUAAGCUGUAUUUUGCUGCACACUGUCAAGUUUUGUUUCAGUCUGCUUAGCAUCAGUGUCCUGCUAAAACUGCACUGGUUUAACAUCUUAACGAGCCAGUCAGUAUCGUCAUUCUGGUUUAAAAUUAAUUCCUGUUCCUCUUUACUUUUAACCCUUCAGUUUAUCAAUAUAGUUGUCCCUUUUUCUUGGCCACUUCCUUCCCCCCAGGAACAGUCUGUACAUUUUAAAGGUAUAAGUUGGCUCCUGCGAGUAUCAAGAAACUUGCAUAUACAGUAUUAAGUGUCCAUUCUAUAAAAGUGAAGCAAUCAAAGUCAAGGGUCCAAUUCUGCAGUCCUUGGUGCACAAAACACACUGAAGUCAGUUAGAAUUUUGCACAUAAAAAGUCUAGAUCAGACCCUAAUUAGCACAGACAUCAUCUCAUUUAAUGUUUAGAGUGGAUUUUUGUAACAAAUGCUAGGUAAAAUUUUCAAAAGCAACUAAACGACUUAGGAGUAUAAAGGUAUGUCUACACUACAGUGGCACAGCUGCACUGCUGUUCUGUAGACGCUUGCUACAGCGAUGGUUUUUCUUUCACUAGUAAAUCAAGAGGCAGUGGUUAGGUCACCAGCAGAAUUCUUCGGUCAGUCUAGCAGCGUCUAUACCAGUGCUUAGAUCAGUCUAACUACAUCUCUUAUUUCACACCCCUGACCCAAAGUAGCUAGGUCGAGCUAAGUUUUAGGUGAAGACCAGGCCUUAGGAGCAUAAGUGCCACUGAAUUUCAAUGAGACGGAGGUCCAGAUACUCAAAGAUACUUAGGUGCCUAACUCCUAUUGAAAUCAAUGGGAGUUAGGCCCAGAUCCUCAAAGGUAUCGAGGGGGCUAAGUGCCCAAUUCAUGUUUGAAAAUGGUACUGAGGUACUAACUUUCUAGAAGACCUUUUUCCCACUUGGAAAAACAGGGUCAUAUUAAAACAUUAGGUGUUGCAUUUUCCACUAAGAAUGGAAUUUGUUUCCUUGUUUGCUACUAUUUAUUGUGAUUGUGAAGAGCAAUAUAACAGCUGUGGCUUCUUCUGUAGGUUUCCACCAGUGUUAAUUUCAAACCAAUUCAAUGUAGUUUUAUGUCAAGUUACAGACAAUCUGAAUUUCAGUAUACUUGGCUUCAACAUUCCAUUCUGCUUGAAUACAGUCUCAUUUAACAUGUAUUCGUUGGAGGGCAUAAAUGUUACUUGUAUAUUACAAUGCUGUCACUGUGUGACAUCCCAUAUGAAUUUUGAUGUAGAUCACAUUGCACUCAAUCAGCAGUGAUUAUGCUUAGAAAAUACUAUAGUAGCUAGAUGCAGUGUGAAUUUUUUCCAUUACGGUUUAUAGUUUAAAAAUGUGAUUAUGGUCCUACAAGAUACUUGCUGAGCUAUAAAUCUUUUUUUGUUAUAACUAAAUCAUUUAAAUAAUUUUUAUAAAGCUGGGAAUGAUCAAAUGCUGUUUGGUUCAUUGUCAGCAGUGUUGUGUUCAUUUUAUGUAUGUUCCUUAUUUAUAAGGAGCUUCAGAAAAUAAAAUUAUUCAAGGAGCAAA